AUGUCAACAAUAGCCUUUAGAAAAGAUGUAAGAGCCCAAGUGGAACCGGGUGGACGCGGUAACAGACCACCAGCUCUGCUCCGGGGGGGGAGCGGGAUGAUGAAGACCCUGCUGCGGCAAGUUGCGCCACGAGCGGGGAUCGCCAGGCGUUGUUUCAACACGGCCAUGGGCUUUGCUUCUUCCAGGGACUCGCCCUGUCCUCCUUCGACUAGUCCCAGGCCCUGGCUUUUCGUUGGCCUCGGUAAUCCAGGCGAGAAGUUCCGGUCCACCAGACACAACGUAGCCCUCUUUACCUCUUGAGUUUUCUUCCAUCUUAUUUCCAAUUCGGUUCUUCUGCUCACUCGUACGUUUGCUAUGGCAGGUCGGUUUCGAGAUGAUCGACUCUUUUGCGCAAUCCGUGGGCAUAUCUAUGUCGUCUGUCCACUGCAAGGCUCUCUUCGGCCAAGGUAGCUAAUCGCUCGUUCCUUUCUUUACCCUCUUGGACGUCUGAGGUACCUUUUUAUACGAACAUUACUCUGAUUCAUUCGGUUCUCCCGUUCUUCUUUACUUCCCUUUUCUCAGGGUUGGUGGAUGGCAGUCCGGUUUUUCUCGCAAAACCACAGACUUACAUGAAUCUGAGCGGUGAAUCUGUAAGUACUUAAUCUGAAUAUUUAUCUAGCUAAGUGAAGCAGAAGGCUAAAUUCAUUAGUUCAAGGAAGCAUAACUGCGAGUGUUAUGGUGUCUUAUAAUGAAAUGCUAGAGAUCAGAUCACCUAAUAGUUUACUUGUGAAUUUUUAACAUUUUGGUAUGACUUACUCUUGAGAGUAUUCCCUUGAUAAAAAAUGGCUGCCCAGUAUGCAUUCGUCCUUGGAUGAUUAGCCCGGUCAAUCAUUUUGGUAUGAUAUUUUCUUGCUGAAAAGGAUACGAAAAAAAAGAUUCCAGUAAUCACCUUCUUUAAAUGAUUAGUCAGCUGCUUGCUUUUUAGAGUACACAUGGAUUAUGCCAACAAUUUAAAGAUGCAAUUAGUGGCCAAGAUGGUCGGGUUCAGAUUAGGACCUAGGUAUGGAAAUUGAACCGGUACUAUAAACUUAUUGAAGCUAUGGGUGACUUUGUCUGACCUGACCCUCUAAACUAAUAAUGCACAAUGUCUAAUUGGGUUGAAUGGGCUUUCACGUUAUUUAUUUUCUUGACUGUUUGAGUCUGGGGCUGGAUCAGGUUGGUCUAAAAUUAAGUUAAUACUUCUGUGGGGAAUAUAAGAUUGAGAAGUAUUUUUAAGUUUAAGAACAUUAGGAAUCAAUUAUUUUUUUUUUUGUUGGGAUGGGAAGUAGAUUUUUGCUUUCUAAAGACGUACUAUAGAUGUAUGUACUGAUACAUUACAUCAGCCAUGAUCAGAGUGGUACAAGAUAAAUAUCUGUUGAUUAUUAGGUAUGUGCUAUGCUCUUAAUGUCCUUCUGCAGUGAAUUAUGUUUUAAAUGCUAAAGCGUACAAGACUGGCUCGAGAGGCAUGGUGGACACUUGAUUUAAAGCCUAAGAAAGUUUUUGGAAAGUCGUAGCCAAAAAAAAUUCAUUGGUUAAGGAAGAAUGGGAUGAUUUGGGGAUGGAAUUGGAAAGGUCUAUUUACUUAUGAAGACUCUUUUUUGCUUUAAUUAACUAACGGUCGUUUGGAUUCCGAAAUUUUUACAUGAUUUCAACUAGAAGCCAAUACCUAGAGUAAGCCAAAGGUUGGCAUUUCAACUAAUAUUGAAUUGUAGUUACCCGGGUUGCAGUAUUUUCUUCAAUAUUACUUCUGUGGCGUUGUGAAGCUGAACGUAUGUAAUUUGAGGUUCAAAAAUUGGUUGCUGGUUCCAUGGCGAUGACAGCAUGCAAUUUCUGCAGUGUGCCUUGUAGAAGUCCAGAUUAUAGGUAUUAGUUAAUUUUAGGACAACCUUCAUCAUUAUUGUUAAAAAUCGUCAUAGCCCAUCAAUAUUGUGUUUGCUUAAUAAUUCAUUUGUCUUAAUUUUUUCGUAUGAAUUUUGUAUUUACUUGCCUGCUUGUCUUAAUUCCAGGCUGGACCACUUGCGGCAUACUACAAGCUUCAGCUGGAUCGUGUUGUUUUAGUAAUGCUCACUUCUCAUGCUGAAUAUUCCAUCAUUUUCUUUCAACCAUAUUGGGUUCUUAAAGUUUAAACACAUUUCCUUUCAAAUUGUAGAUAUUUGAUGACAUGAGCUUGCCAUGUGGAGUGCUCCGUUUACAACUAGGAGGUGGCCAUGGAUGUCAUAACGGGUACUGCAAUCAUAAUCCAAUGUUGCAACCUUUUCUUUCCUCCGUGUAGAAUUGGGUCUUUCUGACAGACCAACCUCCCUGCAUGAGACAACUCAUUCUGCUUGACCUCUUUAAGACCAAGCAACCCGAAAAAUUCAAUUCCUUUAGCUUCCUGAGGGAAACAGAUUGAGUUUUAACGUUAAUUCCCGAGUGUUUUAAACUUGGUAGGUUAUCUGUUGCUCGCUGAUUUAAUUCUCAUGUGGUUACAUGGUUACAUUGUCACACUGGAUGGUAUCAUGAAAGAUGGUCACGAGUCAUUUUGAUGGGGACAACUUGGUUUUGUAGAAGAAUUGUGAGGGUUUUAUAUCUCCUAAAUGUAAAACAUUUCUUAUAGUUUAUUUUAUUUUAUUUUCAGCCACUGUAUUUCAAGUAAUUCAGGUGCCGUUCAUUGAUGAACAUUGUGUUGCUUAAAUAAGCUUCCAUUUAUAACGUACAUGCGCUUUUACUAGGUUGAAGAAUGUCAUUCAUCAUUUUCGCGGUAACAAAGAAUUUGGACGUUUGAGAAUCGGUUGGUUUGCAAGUACCCAGUUUUUUUUCCAUAUAAUAUCUCUGUGGAACUAGUUUGAUAAGAUGAACAUUUAAAAUGUCGAAGGUAUUGGUCGACCGCCAGGCCAAAUGGAUCCAAAGGCCUUCGUUCUCCAAACAUUCAAUGCCACUGCACGUAAUCGGGUGAGUCUAGAAGCUUUUCAGACUGUUGCUUCUCAUCUUAUUCUCUUGCAAUGUAUAGAAAAUUUAUAGACAAAAAAUUUACCCAUGGCUUCCCCUGCCAUCGUCUUAUUUUCAUGUGAUGGAUAUUUUAUGGGAUUAGAUCGAUGCAGCGUUGAAGGAAGGUGUCGGAAUACUGAAGGCCAUUAUACAGGAGGGGCUGACAGAGAGCUCAAGAUCUGCCAACAUGGAGCAGAAGUACAAACACUUGAGACCGAAGACUUUGCCACAGUAG
This is a messenger RNA of Spirodela intermedia, 3220 nucleotides long. Lineage: Eukaryota; Viridiplantae; Streptophyta; Magnoliopsida; Alismatales; Araceae. The record is from the annotation of a GenBank genome assembly.